AUGGAGGUGGCCCUGGUAGACUUUGAGAGCCUGGAUUGUCUUAAUGGCAGCCUUGAGGAUGACACCUAUGCUGAUGAGACCACAGCUCUCACAGUGGACAUGCCCCAAGAGCAGGGCAAUUCAGGGAGCCACUACCUUAGGCGAUCCUCUAAAGUUUCCUCCACGCUUUUGCCCUCUUGCAUUUGGGAAUCCCGCUCAUCUACGCCCACUCCACCCACACAGAUUCCAGGAAUACCCCAAUCCCCAAACAUGGCAACCCCAAGCCGACAGGGGCGCACAAGCUGCGCCAGCAUGAUCUCCAACUGGAAAUUGCUUCUGAACAGCGAGGGCACUAAGGAGAGUGAGACCAUCUUCAGAAAGCUUGCAAAGGAGUGCUGCGAGGAUCUGUUUGUAGAUAAACGAGGGCUGGAUGAUGGAGAACAGAAAGUCAUCAUCAACAUCGCUGGUCUUCGUUUUGAGACGCAGCUCAAAACUUUGGACCAGUUUCCUGAGACGCUGUUAGGAGAUCCUUUAAAGAGGAUGGACUACUUUGAUCCAAUGAGGAACGAGUACUUCUUUGACCGGAACCGACCUAGCUUUGAUGGCAUUUUGUACUACUACCAGUCAGGGGGUAAGAUCAGACGUCCUGCUAAUGUUCCCCUGGAUGUGUUUGCUGAUGAAAUUCUAUUCUAUCAGCUUGGAAGCGAGGCCAUGGAGCAGUUCAGAGAAGAAGAAGGAUUCAUAAAGGAUGUUGACAUCCCUCUACCUGAUAAUGAUCUGUGCAGGCAAUUCUGGUUGCUUUUUGAGUACCCAGAGAGCUCUAACGCAGCUCGAGGUGUAGCCCUGGUGUCUGUUUUUGUUAUUGUCAUAUCUAUAAUUAUUUUCUGCAUGGAAACGCUGCCAGAAUUCAGAGAUGAAACUGACCCAAUUGUGCCCACAGCAGUACAGCCUUUCAACAUAUCCAGAUUAUACAGUUCUGAGGCUCCAUCUGGAAAACCCACCACUUUCUCUGAUCCCUUCUUCUUCAUUGAGACGGCCUGCAUUGCUUGGUUCUUCUUUGAGCUGUGUGUGAGAUUUUUGGUCUGUCCUAGCAAAAGGGAAUUUUUCAACAACCUCAUGAACAUCAUUGACAUUAUAUCCAUCAUCCCUUAUUUUGUUACCCUGUUUUCAGAAUUGCUCACAAAGCCACAAGAGAACUCAGGGCAGAACAUGUCUUUGGCAAUUCUGCGUAUCAUCCGUCUAGUCAGGGUGUUUCGUAUUUUUAAACUCUCACGCCACUCCAAGGGGCUACAGAUCCUUGGACAGACUCUAAAGGCCAGCAUGCGUGAGCUUGGGUUGCUCAUCUUCUUCCUCUUCAUCGGAGUCAUCCUCUUCUCAAGUGCUAUCUACUUUGCUGAGGUAGAUGAGCCCAACACACAGUUUGUCAGCAUACCUGAUGGCUUCUGGUGGGCUGUGGUUACCAUGACCACUGUAGGCUAUGGGGACAUGUGUCCUAUUACCAUGGGGGGUAAAAUGGUGGGCACCUUGUGUGCCAUCGCAGGUGUGCUGACCAUUGCUCUGCCUGUUCCCGUCAUUGUUUCCAACUUCAACUACUUCUAUCACAGAGAGACGGAAGCAGAGGACAAGGUGCCCUUGGCAGAUGCAGUUGAGCAAGCCAUAAAGAGUGAGUCGAGCCCCAAUGAGAGCAGCAACAGCUCGAUCAAAAAGGCUAACGGCACUUGGCGGAUGGACACAGAGAAAUAACUGAACAAGAACACAAUUUAGGAAGGGAGACUUUGAUGCAAAGCAGCAAAGAAAUAGUAAAGAAGAAUAAAAAGGAACUGAACUCAAAAGAUCAAUGAGAUAAAAUAAUUGUAUGUUGCAAAAAUGUGUUUUCUAAGGAUAAAUGGGACGUUCUUACCUCUUUUGUCUAAUAUGUAUACAAUUACAUGUUUUAGAUACCAUGUUCAAGCUAGUAUGUCAUAAUAUUUCCAGUUAAGGACUUUUUUCCUUAGUUGCAUAGAAACAAAACAAAACAAAAUCCUUUACUGUAAAGCUUCUUCUCUGUCAUAAAGCAAAGGUCUUGCAGUCAUUUAUAAUAAACGUUAAGUCAUAAUGCAGGAUAUUUAUAUGAUUAUGCUUCAGGUCACUUUUAUUUGAAACAAUCAGCUAAUGUAGGCAACAGGUCUCAAACAUUGAUAUUGGUCAAAUUGUUUGUCCUUCUCGUCAUUCAGAAUGUAUGUUCUGUGCCACAGUCUGCAGAUAACUGCUCAAAAUGAUGACUGACUGAUGGCCACUUAGACACAAAACUGGAUUGUUAACAUUAACCAAAAAGGAAAACACAUUUUUUCUUUCCGUUUCUAGUUAAGUGUGUUUAGUUUCUAGGUAACAGCCCCACCCCAACUUUGUCACAAUUCUAUAAUAUUUUAAUUCAUCCACUUAGAGUCGCAAAGGUAAUUAUCUUCCACUCUUUUUAUUUGUCAAACUGACUCCACACUAUGUAUAAUAAUGCAGUGCCUUAAAUUAUUUAUGUUGGGAUAUUGUUGACUUCGCCAUACAUAAUCUUACUGUAAUACUUUUGUUUAUAAUGCAUAUGCUCAGUAUUAUUGAUUUAAGUUUGGUUGAAAAUGUAGACGUUGUAACAUUUCCAGGAUUUUUUAUUAUUUUCCAAAAUGCUCCACGACAAAGAAAUGCAUUCUGACCCGAAAUACAAUUUAACAUAUCCAAAGUACAGGGGAUCCUAUAGAAACUAUCUGUUUAAAAUCAUAAUUUUGUCAGUGAGGUGGAACUUGUUCUAAGGAACUUUAUUUAGACAGCAAGAUCAAAAACAAUGCAAGUGAAGAAGAGAACCAAGAAGCCAAAGGUAACGCUGGAUUUAGGAAAUAAAGGGAACUGUUAGAAGACAGGGAAGCAUGGCAGGUCAAAAUAUCAUAAUCCAUCUUAUUUUUGAGGAGUAAUUGCAAAUUAUGCUGUAUCAGUGUAAUGCUCUUUUGAUUUAUUUUAUGACUAUUUGUUUUAUAAUAUAUUUUCCUAUUUUAAUAGCAACCUUGGAAAGUCAUUUGUUGAUUGGGCUCCAGGAAUAUGUUGAUAAAAAGCUGGAGGCUCGUGCUAUAUCUUCUCACAGAGCAUAUGAUUGAAGAUGAUUCAUUAUUAUGUGUUUUCUGUGCUUUUGACAAGCAGCUGUAUUGAGAUGAUGAUAUUCAUUUUCACGAUAGUCAGUUCCCGUGUCUGUAGAGUCACUGUUGUGCAACAACUUCGGAGGUAGC
Molecule: messenger RNA, 3224 nt
Organism: Eleginops maclovinus (Patagonian blennie)
Lineage: Eukaryota; Metazoa; Chordata; Actinopteri; Perciformes; Eleginopidae
Gene: kcna10a
Product: potassium voltage-gated channel, shaker-related subfamily, member 10a
Exons: 1
Coding region: 1-1722 (573 amino acids)
Biological process (GO): potassium ion transmembrane transport; protein homooligomerization
Cellular component (GO): voltage-gated potassium channel complex; membrane
Molecular function (GO): protein binding; delayed rectifier potassium channel activity
Source: RefSeq, a predicted model, not a curated record